This is a messenger RNA of Dacryopinax primogenitus, 627 nucleotides long. RefSeq names its product UBC-like protein. The transcript has 6 exons. The record is from RefSeq and is a predicted model, not a curated record. The coding region runs from base 33 to 494 and encodes 153 amino acids. Lineage: Eukaryota; Fungi; Basidiomycota; Dacrymycetes; Dacrymycetales; Dacrymycetaceae.
GUUCAAUUUGACAAGUGUCGACGUGGAGCGGAAUGGCGACUAUUCUGACGAAGCGUCUGAAUAAGGAGCUGAGGGAGAUGCAGACCCAUGGGUUGCCUACAGGCAUCACAAUUGUCCGCGCGGAUGACCUCAGCGAGUGGCUGCUCUCCGUCGAGGUGCUUGGCAACACUCUUUACGAAGGGGAGAAGUUCUGUCUACGCUUCGAAUUCCCACACAACUACCCGAUCGACAGCCCCGCAGUCACCUUUGUGGCAGAUGACAAGUGGACAGCACCGGUACAUCCACAUGUGUAUAGUAAUGGGCAUAUCUGUGCAUCGAUAUUAGGACCCGAAUGGUCUCCUGUUCUGUCUGUAGUCUCCGUCUGUCUCACACUCCAGUCCAUGCUCGCCUCCUGCACAAGCAAGCAACGACCUCCGGAUAAUGACAAAUAUGUUUCCCAUGCACCUCGAAAUCCUAAGAACACGAGGUUCCAUUACGAUGACGAUACCGUAUGAGUCAAGAUACCCCAAGGAUGUAAUCAUGAUUGUAAGGAUGUGCAAUGGGUGCUGUGCGAAUAGAAACUGUGCGGGACAUGUCCGAAUAUGUAUUGAUUGUGGAUUGAUCUGGUGUUGCAACAUUGAAAUGAUC